AUGGCGGCCCGCCGGCUGGGGCUGGGGCUGCGGCUGGGGCUGGCCUGGCUGCUGAGCCUGCCGGCGGCGAGCGGCCUGCCGCUGGCCCCCGGCCCGCCCCUGGCCCCCGGCCCGCGGGACGAGGUCCUGGCGGCGGCCUUGCAGCGGCUGCGGGAGGUCUUCGACAUCGAGGAGCUGCCGCCCGACGUCCUGCCCCGCAGGAAGCCGCCCCAGUUCAUGGUGGAUCUCUUCAACAAGGUGGCCGACGCCAACGGCAUCACCCGCGCCCCGGGGCUGCUGGAGGGCGACGUGGUGCGCAGCUUCGAGGACCGAGUUCACGUGGACCAGUACCACUUCUACUUUGACGUCAGCGCCAUGGAGAAGGGCGAGCAGAUGCUGAAAGCUGAGUUCAGGGUCUUCAAGCUGAAGAGGACCCAUGUGUCUGGAAGGUCUGACGUGAAACACUUUUGCAAAGUGGAAGUGCAUGAGCUCUUGGAGAGUGGAAGUAAGCCACAAAAAAAAAAUCUCAUUGCAUCAAGAUUAUUGUCCCUGUACACAGAAGGCUGGGAAGUAUUCAACGUCACACAGACAGUUUCCAAGUGGGUUGGAAACAGCAGGUCCAACCAUGGCUUUUUGAUAACUACAAAACAUGUAUUCAACAAUAGAAUUGAGCACAACCUGGUUAAGUUUGCCAAGAGCCAGGGCACUUUGCAGGAGAGUAGAAAUGCUCUCCUUGUCCUCUUCACCAACAGUAACAAACGGAGGUCUUCCAGCUUUGUACCCUCUUCCACAAAUAUGAACCCUGCCAAAAACGAUGCUUCACGCAUGCCUCAUGAAACUCAGAUCAUCAAAAGCAGCAGUGGAAGCAUCAGCAGGAGACCUCGAGCUGCUGCAAUCCCUUCUGCCAAAAGCCAGGUAGCAGCAUGUCAUCGAAGGGAACUCUACGUUGACUUCCGAGCUAUUGGCUGGUCAGGGUGGAUUAUCUACCCAACUGGAUACAAUGCAUUUUAUUGCAGAGGAUCCUGUCUUUUCCCCUUGGGGGAAAGUUUAAAUGCAACAAACCAUGCUACAGUUCAGUCCAUAGUCCAUACACUUAAACUGUCUCAAGAUGUCAGCACGCCCUGCUGUGUGCCAGAUGAAUUGAAGUCCCUCAAUCUUCUCUACUUUGAUGACAAAGAGAAUGUGGUCCUUAAAAAUUACAAAGACAUGGUGGCAACCAGGUGUGGUUGUCAUUAACAGGACCUUUUUUUGUCUGUAUUUGGUGUGUGCCUGGAUUCAGUUCCCCAUUUGCCACUGAAGAUACCAAGGCAGAUGGCAUUUUGGUUUACAGGGCAGGAGAGCCAGAAACUCAGCUAUGCUUCAAAUCCUUCUCCCCUCACCAUGGCUGUGUGGAGAGGUGUUUAAGGCUGGCUUUUGAAGAGCUGUGGGAUUCUGGAAGGUAUGCUGACCUGCAUGGAGAGGUCUUUGAGUGCCUGUACACCAGAGGAAACCAUUAAAAUGGGAACUUGCUGUGUGAUGGAGUUGAAACGCAUUAAGUUGAGCAUUCAGGUUAAGGUCUUGUUCUGUACAUUGAGGCUCACAAUCUCUGAUGCUUUAACAGGCACGGUAUCCUGCCUCAAUCCAGGAUGGGGUGCAGGUCUCUUAGUAACACAGACUUAUCCAGUUUUGACUGCAUGAUCUGGUGGGGAUGUACAUUUCCACAUAGAGCUUUCAGGAUAGUUGUUUGCCCAGAGCUAAUGUCAGAGGCCUCUACCAUCUGCAGCUCGUGCAUUACCCGGAAAUGCCCUUCUUCCCCCAGUUCUUUAUGCAACUCUACCAAAUGCGGAGACCUUGUAAGUCCCCUUGGGACUCGCUAGCCAAUCUGAGGGAACACAUAGGUCAGUGUUUGUCUGUGAAUCGGCAAACAUAGCUUUCAACUCGGGGCACCUCUGUACGAUGAAGGGUCAGCCAAUCCCCCUCUUUGUGAAAUCAUUCUCUUCCACCAUGAUCUGCUGUGGCUGUUAGGCUGUGUGGCAGCAGAGAUCGCCUUUGUGUAUUUAUACAGUGGCUGUACAAUGGGAUCCUAAGCUUGGGUCAGAAUCCCCAUAGUUUAGCAGGAAGAAAGAUGACCACUAAGCUUUGGAGGUCCAUGAGAAUAUGCUGGAUGCUGGCCUAGUCCUGUAUCUGAGGCAAGGUUGAUGGAAGGUACUCACUGAUUCCAUUCCAUUCUUCUUGAAGAAUAGGACGUAGACUUGGAAGGGGCCCCCUGAGGUCUUUCAGGCUUGCUACAAUUUAAUGCAGGUAACCAGCCCAUUGCAGUUUCUCAGUCAACUCAUUGAGUUGUAACUUAAGCCUGGUUAAGUUUCUUGUCUCCAUUAAUCCUUGAAGGAGGCUGACUUCUCACAGAAUGUGACAUCUCCCAUGGGUAGAAGCUUCAUGGAGAAUUUUUUUAUUCCAAUGAGAUUUUAAAAAAACCCAAAUUAUUUAUGUAAA
This is a messenger RNA of Aquila chrysaetos chrysaetos, 2451 nucleotides long. RefSeq names its product bone morphogenetic protein 7-like. NCBI's taxonomy places the organism in Eukaryota, Metazoa, Chordata, Aves, Accipitriformes, Accipitridae. The coding region runs from base 1 to 1215 and encodes 404 amino acids. Gene Ontology annotation, molecular function: growth factor activity; cytokine activity. Gene Ontology annotation, biological process: SMAD protein signal transduction. The record is from RefSeq and is a predicted model, not a curated record. Gene Ontology annotation, cellular component: extracellular region. The transcript is spliced from 5 exons.